This is a messenger RNA of Salvia splendens (bonfire salvia), 1778 nucleotides long. Its product is annotated as pentatricopeptide repeat-containing protein At2g35030, mitochondrial-like. Gene Ontology annotation, biological process: RNA modification. The record is from RefSeq and is a predicted model, not a curated record. Gene Ontology annotation, molecular function: protein binding; RNA binding. Lineage: Eukaryota; Viridiplantae; Streptophyta; Magnoliopsida; Lamiales; Lamiaceae.
AGAGAGGGGGGGGGGGAGGGCCAUCAGUGGAUGGGUUGGGCUAGAGGCUGGACGAGAAAAGUUCCAUAAUGUAUCGCCAAAUUUCAACUCUAACACAGAAUAGCAUGAAAUCUGCGCCUUUAAGCUCUGUUUGCUCUAAUUUCUAUGCAGCAAAAUUUCACUUAUUGAGAUUGUAUCACUCAAUGACCGAAGCUGAAAAACAGUCGAACUAUCGAUUCUCACAAGACGUAGCUAGGCCUAACUGUAUGAUAACAUGCUUAUGCGAAGAGGGGAAGAUUCGUGAAGCGCGCCAACUGUUUGAAGUAAUGCCUGAAAGGGAUGUGAUCUCAUGGACGGCGCUGAUCUCGGGAUACAUGAAGUGUGGUCUGGUCGGAGAAGCGCGGGAGCUUUUCGACAGGGUUGAUGCUGAGAAAAAUGGAGUUACUUGGAAUGCUAUGAUAUCCGGGUACUUGAAAAUGAAGAGAGUUGCCGAGGCAGAGAAGCUUUUCUACGAAAUGCCGGAUAAGAAUGUGGUGGCUUGGAAUACUAUGAUUGAAGGAUAUGUCCGAAGUGGUGAGAUUGACCAGGCAUUGUUGCUGUUUGAGAGGAUGAGAGAGAGGAACAUUCUUUCUUGGAACACGGUGAUCUCGGGGUUGGUGUGCUGCGGAAGGGUGGAGGAGGCGAGGGGGAUCUUCGACCGGAUGUCUGUAAGGAAUGUGAUUUCUUGGAACAUUAUGAUAUCGGGAUUGUCAAGAUAUGGGAAGGUAGAUGAAGCUAGAUUGCUCUUUGACAUGAUGCCUGAGCGUAGUGUUGUAUCUUGGAACACGAUGAUCACUGGUUUUAUGCAAAACGGCAAGCUGGAGAAGGGGAGGAGGUUGUUUGAUGAGAUGCCAGGGAAGAAAGUGGUUUCUUGGACUGCUGUCAUAAGCGGGUACACGCAGCAUGGCAGAAGCGAGGAAGCUUUGAGAAUGUUCUACGAGAUGAAUAGGAGUCUAAGGGUGAGGCCUAAUGAAGGCACAUUUGCGAGAGUUUUGGGAGCUUGUAGUGACUUUGCUGGUCUUGUUGAAGGAUUGCAAUUGCAUCAAGUAAUAAGCAAGACUGUAUACCAAGAGAGUGAGUUUGUGAUCUCAUCACUUAUAAACAUGUAUUCGAAAUGUGGAGUAGUGGCGAUGGCUAGAAAAGUGUUUGAUCACGGGCUUAGGCGCUGCAAAGACUUGGUGUGCUGGAACUCCAUGAUCUCCGCCUAUGCUCACCACAGAUGUGGAAGGGAUGCGAUCAUGGUGUUUGAGGAGAUGCGGAUGAGGGGUUUCAAGCCAAACGAGGUCACCUACGUUGGUUUGCUCUCUGCCUGCAGCUAUGCCGGUUUAGUACAGGAAGGGCUGGAUUACUUUGAAAUGCUUACGAGAAAUAAGUCUACAAAAGUGAGGGAAGAGCAUUACACGUGCAUAGUCGAUCUGUAUGGCCGAGCAGGGAGGGUAAAGGAGGCAUUCAAGCUUAUGAAGAAGCUUGGUUGUAGAGCAUCAUUAAAUAGUUGGUGCACACUUCUGUUGGGAUGAGGCACUUAUGCGCUCGUGUCUAGCUUAUACGCUGCUCGAGGGAGGACAACGAAGGCUGAGAUGGUGAAGCUGAGGAUGAAGCAGGAGGGGCUCAAGAAACAGCCUGGUUGUAGCUGGAUUGAUGUUGGGAACAAGUUUCAUGUUUUUGCUGCUGGGGAUAGAUGUAAUGAGUUUUUAAUCAUUGAUCUUCAUGAGAAAAUGAAGAAUAUGUGUGAUGGUGACAUGCUACUUGGUAGUGAAUGA